This is a messenger RNA of Macrosiphum euphorbiae (potato aphid), 651 nucleotides long. The record is from the annotation of a GenBank genome assembly. NCBI's taxonomy places the organism in Eukaryota, Metazoa, Arthropoda, Insecta, Hemiptera, Aphididae.
AUGAGAAAAGAGGAAACUAUAUCAAUAUGUUGUAAAUCGGCGAUGGAGUUAAAUAGCGAACUACAAUAUUCAGAAAAAAAUAUAAUUGAUCUCAAAAUUCUAACUUAUGAAAUAUUAGAUUCUAUAAUAGUACAAAUUGAAGUUCGAUUUAAAGAUUUCAUAAAUUUAAAAUUGUUCGAACUUACAAAUAAUAUGUCGUUUAAGGAUUACAAAAAUAAUUUCUCAAUGGAUAAACUAAUGGAACUGAAAAAUCAUUUUCCAGACAUAUUUAACUUAGAACGAUUACAAAAUGAAUUGGAAAUACUUUAUAACAGCCCUGAUAAAUAUUUAACACCAAAAGAUUUAUUCAAUUAUUUAUACAAAAACAAUUUACUAGAUGUAUAUCAAGAACUUUCAAAAUUGUCACAAUUAGUAUUAUGCAUCCCCGUAACAACUUCUUCCAGUGAGAGGAAUAUGAGUGCUUUGAAGCGUAUUAAAACGUUUUUAAGAAAUUCUAUGAACGAUGACCGACUGUCAAAUUUGUCAUCACUGACCUUUGAAAAACAAAUGUUGAACGAGUUAUCCACAGAUCCUACAUUUAUUGAUGAAGUUAUUGAUUUAUUUGCAAAAACAAAAAACAGAAAAAUAGAUUUAAUCUAUAAAAUAAUAUAA